Messenger RNA from Scomber japonicus (chub mackerel), 687 nucleotides. Its product is annotated as prolactin-like. The coding region runs from base 1 to 687 and encodes 228 amino acids. Lineage: Eukaryota; Metazoa; Chordata; Actinopteri; Scombriformes; Scombridae. Gene Ontology annotation, biological process: response to nutrient levels; positive regulation of receptor signaling pathway via JAK-STAT. The record is from RefSeq and is a predicted model, not a curated record. Gene Ontology annotation, molecular function: hormone activity. The transcript is spliced from 5 exons. Gene Ontology annotation, cellular component: extracellular region.
AUGAACAUGGUUUGGUUUGCUGUCCUUUCACUGGUGCACCUGGAGCUUUACAUGAGAGUUGGCUCAGCACCAAUCUGUGCCUAUGGGCAGACUGGAUGCCAUGUUCCUUCCCUGGCAGAUCUCUUCGACAGGGUCAUACAACAGUCCUCCAGAAUGCAUGGGAUCUCCAGUGAUCUUCACUCUGAAUUUGAGCAAUAUUCCUUUCCCAACAAGAACCUCAUAGGAAAACGAAAGUGCCACACACAUGGCAUACAAACACCUGAUGACAAAGAAAAUGUACAAAGACUAGGGCGAGAAGAACUGACAGAAGUGAUCCUAAGGCUGCUGGGGGCUUGGGGUAACCCCUUGACACAACUCCACCGAAGCAUGUCUCAGGAUCAGAAUCAAGAUUUCAACCACUACAGCUCCAACAAGGCACUGGAGAUUAGUGAUAUAGUACAUGAAUUGAGGGAUGGAGUGGCAAAAAUGGCAGAGAAGAUGAGGCUACUAGGAGUGCUUGGUAACACUGUGGGUUACAUCUCUUCUGAGAGUCUGGUCCCCUCCUCUGCCCUUUCCUUCUACAAACAAGGAGAACUCAACUCUAUAGACCAUAAUGACCUCCUUUACUGCUUCCGGAGAGACUCCAACAAAGUCAAAAAUUAUCUCCGUAUUUUGAAAUGCACCACUCUUCCUGAACUGGAUUGUUAA